Nanorana parkeri is the source of this 661-nucleotide messenger RNA. Its product is annotated as thiosulfate sulfurtransferase-like. Gene Ontology annotation, cellular component: mitochondrion. The transcript is spliced from 2 exons. NCBI's taxonomy places the organism in Eukaryota, Metazoa, Chordata, Amphibia, Anura, Dicroglossidae. The record is from RefSeq and is a predicted model, not a curated record. Gene Ontology annotation, molecular function: thiosulfate-cyanide sulfurtransferase activity. Gene Ontology annotation, biological process: transsulfuration. The coding region runs from base 5 to 661 and encodes 218 amino acids.
AGUCAUGGUGAGCCGGGCGCUGGUCUCCUCCGGGUGGCUCUCUGGAGCACUGAAAACCAAAAAGUCUCCAUCGCUGCAGGUCCUGGACACCACUUGGUACUCUCCGGGGGGGAAGGAUGCCGGGAAGGAGUUUGCGGAGAGACACAUCCCGGGCGCCAUGUUCUUCGACCUGGAGGAGUGCAGAGACACGGCGUCGCCGUACGAGAUGAUGCUGCCCAGCCAGUCGCAGUUUGCCGAUUACGUCGGCGGUCUCGGCAUCACCAACCAGAGCCACGUGGUGAUCUACGACUCUGAUAACAUGGGCAUGAUGUACGCCCCCCGGCUCUGGUGGAUGUUCCGUGUCUUUGGCCACAACAACGUGUCGGUGCUGGACGGCGGAUUGGUGAACUGGGUGAAGCUCGGGCUGCCCGUCACCUCGGAAAUCACCGCCGCCGAGCCACGGAAGUUCACCGCCGCCCUGAACUCCUCUCUGCUGAAGACUUUCGAAGACGUUGAGGAGAAUCUGAGCACCAAGAAGUUCCAGCUGGUGGACGCCCGAGGAGAGGGAAGGUUCUGGGGCCCGGAGCCCAAACCGGGAGAAGUCUACGACGGCUCCUGGCACGAGUGGUUCCACCGCGCCAAACCGGAACACAAAGUGUGCCAGAAGAAGGGCGGAGCCUGA